GUGAAAUCUAUGGGUGAAAUCUACCCGAAUUUGUCCAAUCAGAGCACAGCUUUGACCUAGUUCGCCCAGAGAGCUCGCCUACAAGACCGUCGGACGUGUAAACUCAUAGAGUUGAGGAACUACCAGGCGAAAAAUAUAAGUGGUGGACGAAGGCUGCACAAAUCAUGUAGGCCUACUUGAGUAAAAGAACAAAGGUUCAGAGUGUGUAUAUAUGUGUGUGUAAGAGAGAGGGGGUAGGCUUCAUUAGGAGCAGCUAUGGGUGAGAUUGAGGGCACCUUCCGGGCCCUGCAGACCCCUGGCACACGACUUGGGGCUCAGUUCAACACCGGUAUUAGCACUCUGGAGCCCGGGCAGAGCCUCUACUUGUAUAUGGGUGCAGGAGGUAAAGGCUACAGCAAAGGCUUGCAGAUUCGUGUCCAGGGCCUGGAUGGUGCUCAGGAAUUCUUUGAGCUUGAGUCAAAGGCGGAUGGCCAAACUCUUUUAUCUGAAGUGUUCCAACGGAUCAAUCUCAUCGAGAGCGAUUACUUUGGUCUUGAGUUCCAGAACCUGCAGAUGAACUGGGUUUGGAUUGAGCCCACCAAGCUCCUAGUGAAACAAGUCAGAAGGCCAAUGAAUACACUGUUUCGGUUGUCAGUGAAAUUCUUUCCUCCAGAUCCUGGUCAGCUUCAGGAGGAGUUUACUAGGUACCUGUUUUCCCUGCAAAUCAAGAAAGAUCUAAUAUACGGCAGACUGAACUGUACAGAAAAUACUGCCGCUCUGCUUGCUUCUCAUUUGGUGCAAUCGGAGAUUGGUGACUAUGAUGACUUGGCAGACAGGGAGUUUCUAAAGAUGAAUAAAUUGCUGCCGUAUCAGGACCGUGUACAAGAGAAGAUCAUGGAACUCCACUGCAAACUAACGGGGCAGACACCAGCAGAAUCAGAUUUUCAGGUUCUAGAGAUUGCUCGUAAACUGGAAAUGUAUGGGGUCCGCUUCCAUUCUGCCGCUGACCGGGAAGGCACCAAGAUCAAUCUGGCUGUAGUUCACAUGGGCCUACAGGUCUUUCAGGGCCACACAAAAAUCAACACCUUUAACUGGUCCAAAAUUCGGAAGAUAAGCUUUAAGAGGAAAAGAUUUCUAAUUAAACUUCACCCAGAAGUUCAUGGACCUCAUCAGGAUACGCUGGAGUUUCUGAUGGCCAGUCGGGAUCACUGUAAGAUUUUCUGGAAGAACUGUGUGGAGCAUCACUCAUUUUUCCGUCUGUUAGAUCAGCCUCAGCCUAAAUCUAAAGCAGUUUUCUUUAGCAGAGGGUCUUCAUUUAGAUACAGUGGGAGGACACAAAAACAGUUGGUUGAGUAUGUGAGGGGAAGUGGCUUGAGAAGAACUACCUACCAGAGGAGGAACAGUAAGAUUCGCACGUCGGCUCGUUUCUUAGCUUCUGAUGUACCAAAACAGAAUCUGUCUAUCAAUGAUAGUUUGAAGGCCCCAGUAUCUCCUUCCUCUGCCACCGCCUCUUUUCACUCCCUACAUUCCCACAGCUCACCCAUUCGGGCAGAGACCCUCAACCAGCUCCAGCAUCUCCAGCAGAUGCAGCAGUCUGCUAGAGUUCCCAGUCCCAUACAGCAGGACUCCAUCAAGAUCAACUCUCAAUUCACCUACACCUUCCCAGAUUCUGCUACUGAUAGUGCACAGCUGUCCUCCUUCAAUGCCAAGGGCCCGCUCUGUCUGUCACCCUCUUUCCAGAUGUCCACCCUCAGUCUUCCUGGGCAAGCACCCUCCCCCCUGCAGAGCCCCAUUCUGUAUGAGGCGGGCAAUACCAGACUAGAGGAAGAGGGAAGGAGGAAGCAAUAUCCUACAGAUAAAGCCUACUUCAUCGCUAAAGAGAUUCUAAUGACAGAGCGGACAUACCUGAAGGAUCUAGAAGUCAUCACAGUGUGGUUCCGCAGUGCAGUGAUUAAAGAAAACGCAAUGCCUGAGGAUCUCAUGACCCUCCUGUUCUCUAACAUCGACCCCAUCUAUGAGUUUCAUAGAGGCUUCCUCAAAGAGAUCGAACAAAGGCUUGCUCUAUGGGAGGGGGGAUCCAAUGCUCACUUAAAAGGAGAUUGUCAGCGAAUUGGAGAUGUAAUGCUUCGUAACAUGUGUGCCCUGAAGGAGUUCACAGGCUAUUUGCAAAAGCAUGAUGAGGUGUUAACCGAGCUUGAGAAGGCAACGAAGGGCGUGAAAAAACUAGAGACUGUGUAUAAAGAGUUUGAGCUGAAGAAAGUUUGCUACCUGCCUCUUAACACCUUCCUCUUGAAGCCCAUCCACAGACUCAUGCACUACAAACUUAUACUGGAGCGCCUGUGUAAGCAUUAUGCCCCCCAGCACGCAGACUAUGACAACUGCAAAGAGGCCCUUAAGGAGGUUGCAAAAAUUGCAACUCCGUUACAGAGCAGUCUGAUUCGACUGGAGAACUUCCAGAAGCUAACAGAACUUCAGAGGGAUUUAAUAGGCAUUGAGAACCUUACAGCUCCAGGAAGAGAAUUCAUCAGGGAAGGUUGUCUCUACAAGCUCACCAAGAAGGGUCUACAGCAGAGAAUGUUUUUUAUUUUUUCAGACAUGCUGCUUUACACAAGCAAAGGGGUGACAGCGACCAAUCAGUUCAAAGUUCAUGGAAAGCUUCCUUUGCAUGGGAUGAUUCUUAUUGUGUUGGACGCUCCGGUGGAGGAAAGCAAGAAUGAGUGGUCUGUUCCACAUUGCUUGACCAUAUACUCUGCUCAGAGAACCAUUGUGGUUGCAGCUAGUUCCAAAGUAGAGAUGAACAAAUGGAUCGAAGAUCUAAACAUUGCAAUUGACAUGUCAAAGAAGUCUCAGGAGAAAUCAGAUCUUCUGUUGGACCCCAGCUUGUGCGACCGGUCCAACAGGUCAUCAGAUGAGGUGUCGCUGGAGCAGGAGUCAGAGGAUGACAACUCCUCCCGAUGCUCUCUGGAUAAGCAAAGCCAUCACAGGGCCAACACCACCAUGCAUGUGUGCUGGCACCACAACACCAGCGUCUCCAUGUCUGACCACAAUCUAGCCGUGGAGAACCAGCUUUCUGGCUACCUCCUGAGGAAAUUUAAGAACAGCAAUGGCUGGCAGAAACUCUGGGUCGUUUUCACCAACUUCUGCAUGUUCUUCUAUAAGACACACCAGGAUGACUUUCCUCUGGCCAGUCUGCCGUUGCUAGGUUACACAGUCAGCACCCCAGGGGAAUCAGAUAACAUCCAUAAGGAGUAUGUCUUCAAGCUGCAGUUCAAAUCUCAUGUUUACUUUUUCAGGGCAGAGAGCGAGUAUACAUUUGAAAGAUGGAUAGAGGUAAUCAAAAGCGCUACAAGCUCCACAGGAUGCAUAAGUCUGCUUGUACCCAAAGGCCCAGCAGAGAUGAACGAAGGGAGCUGAGUGUAUCAGACUUUACUCCUGGAUGGGGGGCUGGGCCCACUGUCUGCCAGGACCAAACAUUAUUACUCUAUUUUGUCUUUUUUGUUUUGUGGUUCUGAGAAGCAGCUUUGUCCAUAACUGAUUCUGGAUUUUGGAUGUCUGUUAGCUCUCUGCUUGCUGGGAUGCUAAGCUGCUUUUUGAAACCAUGGACCGAAAGAGUUGGUCUGAAAUUUUAGUUGCUCUGUAACUCUAUUUGUUCAUUUUUCUUUUAUUGCUGAUCUCCUAAUUUAAAUGGGUGUCUGCUACUUCUUGAACCAUUAGACUGAAAUAACUCUACUAGAACCAAAUUAGACUGAAAAUGUUAUGUUUGUGUGAUUUCUUUAAGAAUCCAGAAAGAAUUUGUUAAAAUAACACUUGGGUGUUAUUACUGUAUUCAGGUUUUUAUGGUCUUAAUUCUAAGACCAUAAAAAUUCUUUUUUUUUCAAUCAUGUCCUAUGACAACAGUGACUGAAUACUACUGAUGGGAGUGUUUACAUACAGAGGGGCUGUAUUAAGUCCAGUUGGUGCAGCAAGUGAGAUGAAAGACUGUAGUAAAAAGCAGUAAUGGUGGUCAGAGAACAUGUUUUCUGCCACAGGGAGUUGAGCUGGGAAUAGUUAUUUUUGAAUGACUCCACCCCUUUUUGAAUGGUUAAAGGAAAGAAAUGUUGAUACAAGAAGAAAUCUGAGAGAAAUAGAAAUGUUUCGACAAUGAGGCAGCAAUAUCAUUUAAUUGAAUUGGUUUGCACAUUAUGUUCUGUCCUCUUCCAGCAAAGCUCUGGUUUGUGUCAUAUAAUGGUCAAAGCUUAUCUUGAAGGUCAUUAUUUAGUGGAUGUUUAUGUUCUUGAGAAAUUAUCCUUUGCAUGUCUCUCAGCACUGAUUUUGUUGAAAUCUGAAAUGGUAUUUGUUUAAAAUACAAGCCUAAACAAGAAGUAAUUAACCAAGCAAAAGUUUUAAAUAAUGAAUUCAUAGUUGCACCAUCUCAUAUCACUAAUUUUGAAUAUUUGACAGAUAUAAGAAUAGAAAGUUUUCUUUUAUAUUGUCUUUUAUUAAGUUUCUGCCACCUAAUUACAGAGAAGAGGAAACGGCUGUAAUGGCAAAGUUUUAUGGAACAUCAAGGUUAAAGUUAUCAAAAAGCUAAAAGAAAUGACUAAACGGUUUUGCUGUGCUUUAUCAGCCCCAAAAUUCUAAAGUUCCGUUGGGAGCAAUGACCUAAGACUUGUUCUUGAAUUCCUGAAUCUUAAAUUCAGGAUUAUUUAUUGCAACAACAAUUACACUGCAUUUUAUGUUUUGUUUUGUUAACCAUUUAAUAGAUUGAGAUGUUAUUUCAUUACCCAUUGGUGAACAUGUAACAAAAACAGAGCCUCAUUUUGGUACAACCAAUAAUUUGUGUAAUCUCACUAUAAUGUCUUGCAGUCUUGUUUUGUUUGAGGGCCAACUGAGUUAUUCGUUUUAUCUUACUAGCAUAAAGAAGCAGUUCCACAGCAUUUGGGAAAGCAAUGUUGUUGUUUAUUAGCUUCAUUUAAUAAUCUUUAAAACCGAUGUUUACUUUGUCUGAUUUGGGGGACUUUCUGACUAUUUUUGGGUUAUUGAUUGUUUUUAUAAGGCUUUGUUUUUUACAUUUUGGCAUUGUCCCAUUGUCUCAUUUUUGCAUUGUCUACAUGCUGUAGAGCAGGGUUCGGCAAGUAACUUUGGCCGCGGGCCAAUAUUUUUUUAAGCCAGUAGAUGGCGGGCCAGCUGCUGUUCCCACACUUACGUGUCUUAUUUUGAAUUAGCCUAGUAUAGGCUAUCUGAUCUUUUGUCAAGAAACAUUGUCUUUAUUUCCUAUUUAAAAGACGAAAGACAGCAUUAAAAGUAGCUAAAAACAUGGUUAUGGAUCCGUGUAUCAUUCGUUUUUUCAAAUUAAAAACAAAAAUGAAAAAAUAACCACCACGGGUUUUCUGAUUGUGUGCUCAGAUCAAAAAUGAAUUACUGGAUUAGACAAAUAAAAACAUUUUAAACAGACCAAGUAGGCUACUAUAGUGGUAACAUAUUACAGGCAUUUAUGCUCUCAUGAAAGACUCUUACAGUCCAACUUUUGAACUUUAUUUCUUUUUUUAUUAAUAUUUAUACGGGACACACACAUACACACCUAAGGUUAAUGGAGGUCUGCGCUGGACUGUUUUUUUUUGUCCAGCUCCCACAAGAUUCUAUUCAGUAAACCGCUUAAAAUACACUUUGUGUUCACUUGCUUUAUUUCCCGACCUGACGGUUCCGCAAAACUUAACGUUAGAUCUCGUUUCCAGAAUCUCACAUUCAAAUGUCUCUAAAGAAAAGAGAGAGAUGAAGUAACCUAUAACAAUUAUAAAUGCUAUACCAAAAUUGUGUUCGUGCCAAUAUAAAUAUUAUAUUAACAUUGUACUGUCAGCAGAGAAAAAAAAAAGAAAUAUAAAUAAUAAAUUAAAAAGGACAAAGCCUCUCAGUCAAAUUUCUUACCAGCAUAAACCGAAACCAUUGUUGGUUGCAGAGUUGCUGUUCAAACAAAUUGCUCCUUUGCCAAAUGUAUAGCGUAUUAAACGGAUGCAAAGAUCAAAGAACUAUGCGUUAGGAAAAUUAAUAAUGGCUUUAUUUUAAUAGACAUGUAAAACCAUAUUUUGGCGGAUUACUUUAAUUUUUUAACGAAUUUGCCUGCCCAUUUAGUCUUAAUAAUUAACGGUAAACGAACUUGACUUGCAGUUCUCGAAGGCAGGUCGGACCUUAAGGUCGGGCUCGAGCCCCAAGUUAAGUAACAGAACAGAAGAGAAAAAAGAGUAGUGAAUGAGACGAUGAGAAGAAGGAGUUGCAGCUAUGCGCCCAGGCAUGGAGACUCCCGUUUACCAUAUGUUUUUAAUAGUGACACAGGACUGUUUCCUUUCAAAUCUACGUUAAAAGUGAACUAGUUAAAAUAUUACUGCAGUAAAAGAGUUAAUUUUGUAUCAUAUUUUGUUGUGGUUUCUAAAAGCCUGCAGUCAUUUGCGAUGUCAAGGAGUUUAAUGUCUUCACGCGUGACCCAUUGACAUGAUUUGCAAGGUAAAUUUGCAAAUGAUUCAUGAAUUCAUACCUUUGCAAUUAUUAUAGUUAUGAUCGCGGAUGCGCUGGUAGAGAAAGAGAACGAGAAACAGCGGCCCGUUAAGAUUAAACUAUUACGUAGCUAUUAUACGCAUUUUUGGGCUAGACCUCUGGGCUAGAGGAAGAGUUUUGUGCAGCAUUUAAUGCAAAUAUUUUUUUUAUCUAAUACAUAUUAUUUAUCAGUGUGUUAUACGCGAAAAAUAAUAAUGAACAAAUUCAAAAGUCGGACUGUAAGCGAAUGAGACCUACAGGAAAGCAUGGUUGCUAUUAAAACCCUUAAUUAAAUGUAAUCUGUUAGUACCUGAUCUGUUUUAAAUUAUUUCAUUGGUAUAUGUCUGCUAAGGUGUUCAAUUAAAAUUUGUCCGAACCCGUUUUCAUUCAUUUUUCUAUUUUUGAUCUGAGCGCACAUUCGGAAAAAAAGGCGUUUGAUUUUAGUUCAGGAAAUAAAUAAUAGAAAAACAAGUCGUUUCUCUUUAUUUUCUUUUUGGUUUUGAUUUAAAAAAAAAAUGAAGGAAUGAUACACGUGGCCAUUUUUGUAAACUGUUAUUGUAAAAUAAAAGUAGUAUUUGAUAAAAAAAAAAAUUCAAAUUUUUUUUUUUCAAAAUAAUCCGACGGGCCAGAAAAUAUUGCUGGCGGGCCACUUUUGGCCCGCGGGCCGCCUGUUGCCGACCCCUGCUGUAGAGGGUACAGCCAAAGACCUUGAAUUAUCAUAGAAAGGUUGGCCAGAGUUAGUCAGGUAAGUCAGCCAUAUAUUAAGCAGUGUUGCUUUGUGUACUCAACAAUACCUGUAUACUGACUGCAGCUAUCAUCUCGACAUGAGCCCAGCAAGCUAUGUGUUUAAAUUCCUUCUUAAUUCAGAAAUGGAAAUGCACUGUGGGCGUAUGGUCUCCACCGAUUUUUGUAAAUUUUAUGAAGGGACUGGAAUUUUGUUUCUUUUCCUGUAUAUGGCAUUAACAUGAUUGAAUAACAGUUUUACGUCCUGGAUUGCUAAACACAGGAAAAAGGUUUACUCAAAGACCUCAGUUUCCCAUCUCAUUCAGAGAAACUAACAGAUGCCCUUCUUUUUCCUCCCACUUUAAUUUUACUAUUUAUUGUGUAGCAUGUUGCUGAGGCAUUGCUCCCUGUACACACUGAAUGUAGUAUGCUCUAUGUUAUUACAUUGAAGGGAUAUCAAAUAAAACUGAACUAUAUAAACAUUUUCCUUCUCAUUGUGAUAUUUCUUUUGCUUUACCAUGUUAUUUGUACCCUAAAUUUACAUUUGAAAAUCUUUCCAGGAAAAACAAUGUGUGCUUUUCUGUUGUUAUAAUGUAGUUUGUUUUAUUUUAUGUAAUACACAUGAUGAACUUGAUAAGCCCGUCAUAUAUAGUAACAUUUCAUAAUUAUACAAAGGAAGCAGCUAAAAUCCCAUUGUUUAAGCCUUGGCAGAAAAAGGUGAGCACUGCGGACUGGUUUUGGAAGGGAGUCAGAAUCCAGAUUGGACAAAAUGCAUAAUACUACAAUUAAUGAGUACCUAUAAAUUGUCUAAUUAUACGACUUAAUCGCAAACACCGGAAGUAGCUAACCGCGGCCAUCUUGUUGACAUGACAUCUGUCCUGCCCCUAGCCGCACGUAGAUUUGAGUUGAGGGGAGCAGUAGCUUCAUAUAUACAUACAUAUAUAUACACAUAUAUACACAUAUAUAUACACACAUA
Molecule: messenger RNA, 8185 nt
Organism: Paramisgurnus dabryanus
Lineage: Eukaryota; Metazoa; Chordata; Actinopteri; Cypriniformes; Cobitidae
Gene: farp2
Product: FERM, RhoGEF and pleckstrin domain protein 2
Cellular component (GO): cytoskeleton
Molecular function (GO): cytoskeletal protein binding; guanyl-nucleotide exchange factor activity
Source: RefSeq, a predicted model, not a curated record